Messenger RNA from Moneuplotes crassus, 763 nucleotides. NCBI's taxonomy places the organism in Eukaryota, Ciliophora, Spirotrichea, Euplotida, Euplotidae. The record is from the annotation of a GenBank genome assembly.
AUGAAUAAAUUAAUAAAAUAUUUUUUAAGAAAUAUGCAAAUCUUCGUAAAGACCCUUACUGGUAAGACCAUUACCCUCGAUGUCGAGCAAAGCGACACUAUUGACAAUGUCAAGACUAAGAUUCAGGAUAAGGAAGGUAUCCCACCAGACCAGCAAAGACUCAUCUUCGCUGGAAAGCAACUUGAGGACGGAAGAACUCUCUCAGAUUAUAACAUCCAGAAGGAAUCUACCCUUCACUUGGUCCUCAGACUCAGAGGAGGAAUGCAGAUCUUCGUUAAGACCUUGACUGGAAAGACCAUCACCCUCGACGUUGAACAAUCAGACACCAUUGACAACGUUAAGACUAAGAUCCAGGACAAGGAAGGAAUUCCUCCAGACCAGCAGAGACUCAUUUUCGCUGGAAAGCAACUCGAAGAUGGAAGAACCCUCUCUGACUACAACAUUCAGAAGGAAUCCACUCUCCAUUUGGUCCUCAGACUCAGAGGAGGAAUGCAGAUCUUCGUCAAGACUUUGACCGGAAAGACCAUCACUCUUGAUGUUGAACAAUCCGAUACUAUUGACAACGUAAAGACCAAGAUCCAAGAUAAGGAAGGUAUUCCUCCAGAUCAGCAAAGAUUGAUCUUCGCUGGAAAGCAAUUGGAAGACGGAAGAACUCUCUCUGACUACAACAUCCAAAAGGAAUCAACCCUCCACUUGGUCCUCAGAUUGAGAGGUGGAUUCUAAGCUAAAAUUUCUCUAAAAUAAGUUAAACCAAACUACUUCU